Molecule: messenger RNA, 3541 nt
Organism: Archocentrus centrarchus (flier cichlid)
Lineage: Eukaryota; Metazoa; Chordata; Actinopteri; Cichliformes; Cichlidae
Product: chemokine-like protein TAFA-4
Exons: 5
Coding region: 338-745 (135 amino acids)
Molecular function (GO): receptor ligand activity
Source: RefSeq, a predicted model, not a curated record
CUGUGUUCACAGAGCAGCACAUCUCUCACAUGGCAUCCUGGCUGAAAGGUACAGUGUAACUCCAGGGAGAGCAGAUGAUGUGUGAAAGUGCAGCUUUUCACUUAGUUGGUGUGUUGACUGUUAUCUAUAUCAGCUGCAGGCAGGACUUUUUUUCUUCUUCUUCUUCUUCUUCUUCUCGUUUCUCGCUCUGAGCCUCUUUGGAAAGUGGAGAGUAACACUUGCAGCAAACUUUUGCAACCUCGCUGAAACGACAUGAUGCGCACGAUUUUAACACCGACACUGAUGGUGGCUUCAGCAGCGGCUCAUUACUCACAUCAGUAACCCGAGCACAAGCAAGAUGAAGAUGAACAUAAGGACACAGGAAUUACACUGGGGCCUCCUCCUUCUGUGUAUAAUGAGCCUCUGCAUCCAGCUAGUGUCCAGUGGCAACCAAAGCUCCAGAGGAAAGACAGGGUCAUCACAGGAGAGGACAGGGACUUGUGAAGUGGUUGCUGCUCAUCGCUGCUGCAACAAGAACAAGAUUGAAGAACGCUCUCAAACUGUCAAGUGCUCCUGCUUCCCAGGACAGGUAGCAGGGACAACAAGGGCUCUGCCCUCUUGUGUUGAAGCCUCCAUUGUGCGACAGAAAUGGUGGUGUAAAAUGAAGCCGUGUCUGGAAGGGGAGGAGUGCAGAGUUCUUCCUGACCUCACUGGCUGGUCAUGCAUCUCUGGAAAUAAAGUGAAGACCACAAAGGUGACACGGUAGCAAGACAGAAGCACCAGCGAAUCCGUGCAAGCCCAUCCUGGUCUGCUUCAGUCAACUUAAAUAACACAAGACUUUGAGGAUAGUGAAUUCCCCGUCAGAUAGAGCGCAGAACAAUAUAGAUUUAAUUAGAUAUGGCUCAGCUCUAAACUGCAGAAAAUCAUUAUUUUAAUUUGCUUUGUUUUGGAACAAUUUUGGUUUGUGUUAAUGCCAUGGCCUAGAGAAUCUAUUAGCAAUUGACCUGAGAUAAAAUGAUGCAGCACCUUUUCCAAUCCAAAUGGACAGCUUCUGCAGAAGUCUGUCAUUGUUUUUGUGCUUGAUAUUCUGGGCACAUUGUGAUGCACUCAAUCAAAGUUUGGAUGGGUCUGCUGGCAGACACUUAAAAAGAGAUUUUGUGGAUUUUCAGGAGGCAGAAUGUGAAUCCAGUCAGUGGCCUGUGACUCUAUUUCAACGCAGAAGCCAACAAAUACCGAGAAAUUUAUUAUUAUAUAGCAUUUGUAGACAACCCAGUCCCUUAACUUAGUCUGAGUUUCAUAAGAGGUCAGCUCCCUUUCCACAAAGACGCACUCUCUCAAACACGCCGCACACACUCAUACAUGACUACGCAUCCACAAAGGCUGCUUUUUGACUCCACUGGUUGGACAGGCCACCACCUGCAAGGCUGUGAUGGCAUGCACACAAGCAUGAAGCUCUGAUGCAAAACAAGGACUGUUUGAAAUGCUAAUCAUGGGGAGAAAGGGGAGAGAAAGGAGAAGAAGAGCUUCUCGACUACUGAGAGUCUUUACAUCAUGGUGUUUUUUUUUGUGUGUGUUUGUGCUCCUGUGGAGGGGACUCUGUUUAUAGUAAUGAUGGGAAACACUGACAGUUCUCUGCCUUGAAGCAAAUCGUAGCCACUAACAUAAUACAAUGUUUACCUUUAUUACCACUUCAUCACUUGUCCUUUUUAUAUGAAUAAUAUUCCUUCUGGACCCACGUUGAUUGCCUCUCUUUUAUCUCCUGAGUUCAGGCAGACACUUUGCAAUUUACCUUUGCAAUGAGGGGACAUUUUUAUAAAAACAUGCAGCUGCAAAUCAUUCCAACUUAGGCAUCGGAGUUGCAUGAAAAGCAAAACACAGCAAGUGGAAAGCAGCUGAAUUCUAAGCAUUUUUGUCAGCACAAGGCAUUUAUGCAUGAUUUAUGUUUUACAUAUUAUUGUUUUAGUAGUGACAAGAUUCUUGACUCAGAAGACUGCGGCUUAAGGUUUAUACAUUGACUACCUUUGUAACCAUUCAGGUUUAACUGUUCCUUAAUGCUGGCAGUGCUGUGAAUUCACUUUGCAGGAUAGAAUAUGUAGUUCUAAGAUCAAGUAAUGAUACAGUAUUCAAUUAUGCUGGAUAUUUGAGAGGAUUUGUUUUUGUACUGGCUUUGGAUGACAGUAGUAUCACACAGAAUCUUGAGUUCAGAAGUUCAUGCCCUUUGUUUUUCCUUCCUCGGAAAUUGUUUUUGUAGCUCAGAAAAUGUGAAUGCACAGGUUAACAAUGAGGAUGGCAAUAUAGGACUUUACAGUUUUAGAUGGACUACAUUCCAUUCAUACACCUUACACACAAGUUUCAUAGCAAAGCAUCAGACGGCAUGUUUAUGUCAGUCUCAUCAAAGUAUAUAAAGAACCCCACUUUUUUCAGUCUUUGUCAAAUUGCUUUGAUUCUACUGUCUGUCCUAAACUUGCACUUAAAUGUGCCUGAAAUGAAAUCUUGAGAUUCUUCUGAUUUAUGGUCCUGAGGUCAUAACUUGGCUCAUCACUUUAUUUUACGCACUAUAUUUUAGAAAGCCCUUCCUCUAAAUUAGUGAUGCCAUUGAAUGUAAUAUGCUUUUGUUAGUACACAUAAUGGUUAUUCUGAAUAAUGUGAUUAUUAUAAUAAUUUUUAUUUAUUUAUUUUACGAGCGCUGUCGACACCAGUGAAACUACUAUGAUCCAGUAUUUAUCUGUUUAAUGUAUCAGAACAUAUAACUCCAAACAUUCUGUGGUAGUAAACACAAUAUCAUGGGGUUUUGGAGUGUCAGUCAGACAAUAUAUGCAAUCAGAAGCUACUACCUCAGGCAUUAGAACAAAAAUUAUCAUUGCAGUCACAACAGUUUUUAAUAAUUUGCCACUCUUGAUUCUGUUCCGUUUUGACAGCCGACGCUUCUCUCAGUGAUGCAAUCUCUGGGAAUAAACCAACAAAUAUUUAUUUAGUCUCAAACUCUUCAGAAAUAUGGAUCGUGAAUGCUAUCUUGUUAAAGAUGCUUCUCAGUGACUGAUUUAACUCCUCAGGCUUGAACAGAAAAUGAAGUUUAUACAUAGAGAGAUCAUUGCAAGUGAAACUCAGGAGCCGGUUGAGUCCCACGGUGGUCUUUUCACUGUUCUUGCUCAUUGAACCAAAUUGUACUUUUGAAUUCAUAUUAAAACUGAAUUUUUAAAGUUCCACAAUUCCCCGACUGUUCUUGAAGCCUGAAUAUCAGGAGUAUGUGGAAUGAUCAGGAAGAUACAGCCCCCGGAAAUGUUUCUUAUACUCUACACUCUACUGCGCAUUUAGUUUUUCAGAAAAAUAUGGAAAAAUUGAACUGUCAUGAGUUUACACUGUAACAUACUGUUUUUUCACCUAUUGUAUGGUUUUAUUUUGUGAAAUAAGAGAUUUAAAAAAAAAAAAAAUUUCAACAGGAACUAACUUAGUGGAAUAAAAGUUUGAAAUAAAGCACAGCACCUUCUACCCCAGUGGGGUUUAUGUCAACGAUGACAGCGCACAUCCUCAAAUUUGUGCCUAUAUUCCUAAAAUACCAGUA